CCGUGCUCCCCGCGGGCUGGGUCGCUGCGCCCUAGACUUGCGCCUAACUUUCCCACCGCGGUCCCGGGAGGAGACCGCCGGCCUCCUGGUCCCGGGGAGGAGUGGAGGAGGGCGGGUCCGCGAGCGCAGUCCCCUCCCCGGCCCUCCCCGGCCUUCCCCGGGCUUUAAGCCAGCGCUGGCCGGGACGGGGCAGUCCCCGGUGCCCCGCGCCGGCGAUCGCGCGGAUGGCAGCGCUUGCGGCGCUGGCCAAGAAGGUAUGGAGCGCGCGGCGCCUGCUGGUGUUGCUGCUGGCGCCGCUGGCUCUGCUGCCGGUGGUCUUCACCCUGCCGCCCAAGGAAGGGCGCUGCCUGUUCAUCAUCCUGCUCAUGGCUGUGUACUGGUGCACAGAGGCCCUGCCCCUGUCCGUGACAGCGCUGCUGCCCACCGUCCUCUUCCCUUUCACGGGCAUCCUGCCCUCCCACAAAGUCUGCCCCCAGUACUUCCUCGACACCAACUUCCUCUUCCUCAGCGGUCUGAUCAUGGCCUGUGCCAUUGAGGAGUGGAACCUGCACCGCAGGAUCGCCCUCAAGGUCCUGAUGCUCGUUGGGGUCCAGCCGGCCAGGCUUAUCCUGGGGAUGAUGGUGACCACCUCAUUCUUGUCCAUGUGGCUGAGCAACACUGCCUCCACCGCCAUGAUGCUGCCCAUUGCCAGUGCCAUUCUGAAGAGCCUCUUCGGCCAGAAGGAGCCUCGGAAGGACCUUAGCAGGGAGAGUGAAGAGAACAGAGGCGCCGUGCGGGGGAACGGGCUGCACACCGCGCCCACAGAGACUCAGUUUCUGGCCAGCACACACGCAGAGGGCAGAGGCCACCCUGAGGAGGCGGAGGUGCCGUUGGAUCUGCUUGCUGACUCCAAGAAGGAGGAGGAAUACCACAGGAACGUCUGGAAGGGCUUCCUCAUCUCCAUCCCCUACUCGGCCAGCAUCGGGGGCACCGCCACCCUCACAGGCACCGCUCCCAACCUCAUCCUGCUGGGCCAGCUCAAGAGUUUCUUUCCGCAGUGUGACGUGGUAAACUUCGGCUCCUGGUUCAUCUUCGCCUUCCCCCUCAUGCUGCUGUUCCUGCUGGUGGGCUGGCUCUGGAUCUCCUUCCUCUACGGGGGGCUGAGCUGCAGGGGCUGGAGAAAGAAGAAAUCAGAAAUCAGAGGGGAUGCAGAAGACAAGGCUCGAGUUAUGAUUCGGGAAGAAUUCCAGAGCUUGGGGCCCAUCAGCUUUGCCGAGCGGGCCGUUUUCACCCUGUUCUGCAUGUUUGCCAUCCUCCUCUUCACCCGGGACCCCAAGUUCAUCCCUGGCUGGGCCAGCCUCUUCAAGCCCGGGUUUAUUUCUGAUGCUGUCACAGGCAUGGCCAUUGUCAUCAUCUUGUUCUUCUUCCCAUCCCAAAGGCCUUCUCUCAAGUGGUGGCUUGACUUCAAAGCACAUGGAAUUUGCCAGCAUGACCUAUUUGUUUCUUACCUGCCUGCCCUACUGGAGCGUCAGCUGACCAGGGAGGGAGUUGCCUCGUGCUGCCCUGCUGUGCUCCCAGUGUCCGGGGAGUGCUGGGCACAAGCUCCCAAUGUGGAGACCAAGCCCCUGCUGACCUGGCAGAAGGCUCAGGAGUCAGUGCCCUGGAACAUCAUCCUUCUCCUGGGAGGCGGCUUCGCCAUGGCCAAAGGCUGUGAGGAGUCAGGGCUCUCGGUGUGGAUUGGGGGGCAGCUGCACCCGCUGGAGAACGUGCCCCCGGUCCUGGCGGUUCUUCUCAUCACCAUCGUCAUCGCCUUCUUCACGGAGUUUGCCAGCAACACCGCCACCAUCAUCAUCUUCCUGCCUGUCCUCGCGGAGCUGGCCGUCCGCCUGAGGGUGCACCCGCUGUAUCUGAUGAUCCCGGGCACAGUCGGCUGCUCCUACGCCUUCAUGCUGCCGGUCUCUACACCCCCUAACUCCAUCGCCUUCGCUUCUGGAGACUUGCUGGUCAAAGAUAUGGUACGGACCGGCUUCCUGAUGAACGUGAUGGGUGUCCUGCUGCUCAGCCUGGCCAUGAACACCUGGGCGCAGAGCAUCUUUCAGCUGGGCACCUUUCCAGACUGGGCCAGCAGCCACUCAACCAAUGUCACAGCACUGCCAUUCACCUUGACGAACACCACGCUUCACAACCUCUGACACGCGCACACCCCCAGGGGUUCCCUGUGGGCUGGGCGGAUAUCCAGUAGCACAAUACCUGCUGCUAGGACCCUACAGGAUGAUCGAGAAAUUCCUUUCUGUAAUCCAAUAUGCAGCAAGCGUUGAGACCUCCAGGUCCACUCAGGCCCAUAGGCUCUCUGUCCAGGACACCUUCCCUUUUUCUCUCAUGCCAUUCAAGGCCCAGUUCUCUCCCAGAUCUGCUGCCUCAUCAAGCUCCUCUCCAUGACCUGUCCCGUGGUUAGGGGUCAGACUGUCCAAUCUAACUGCACCUAGCAAGCCCCGGAUGUGCGUUUGUCUUGUACACUUGGGAUAGGAAGCCAUGUCCACCCGCACAGGUGCAGUAACUUUCUUCCUGAUGGACCAUUUUAGGUCUCUCUGGAGAGACCAUCUUGCCUCUAAGGACCACUUUGCCUUAGAGACUUGAGGGCUGGAACGUUCCAGAACAGAUGUUGAAGCUGUCCCAGCUUGGGUGGGCUGUGCUUGGCUGGUGUCUGCUCUGCACCAGCUGUUUGGUUAUCAUCCCUGUGGAUACCCAGCAGCAGGGCUUGCUCCCAACCCCGAGAGACAGAGGGAGGGACGGGCGAUUUCCUGAGGACGUGGGGACUGCAGAGCCACUGUGCUGAUCUCUGGGCUCCCAAGCACACUAGGGCAGUUUGAGGAUCGCCUGCUGACAUCUCUACCCCAGACCUUCAGGGUUCUCCUCUUUCAUCUGACUCAGCUUGUCCAUAAUUCUGAGGUCAGGCCAAUUCUGGGCCUGGUCCUUUCACAGGUAACCCAAGGCUCCUCCAGCCAGGACCUCCUGCAUGGGCCCUUGGGGCAUCUGUGGCUGUGAGUCACCUCCUGUUUUUCUUGUCCUGGCAGCUGGUCCCCAUCUUGCCCCAAUGAUAGGCAGGUCUAAUUUACAAAGGUCUCAUUUUCAGGACUGAAAGAAAACUGAAAAGAUAAACUGAGCCUCAUAGAAACCCACAGUAAAAUGUCUCUGGCAGGCAACAUACUGUAAUCCCCUUGCAGAGAUGGGGACGCUGAGACAUUCCUGCCAGCAUGGCUGGAGGUGGAGAGGUCCUGGUGGACUCCAGCACUCCCAGUUUUCAGCAGAGGUGACCUGCAGCCCCGCACGUGCGCAGUAGGGGACAUGGACACUCAGGAAGCUUCUGCUAGAGGGGUCCAGGCAGCUCAGUGUCAGAAAAGACCAGCAAGGCCCCACUUUCCCGUCCUGCACCCUAGAGACCUAGGUUCUCUGAGGAGCAUUCAGUUCUCACCCUGCAUCAGUGAGUCAGGGUGUCUCCCUGGGAGCAGGCUGAGGCCCUGAGCUGGAGACAAGCCUCCCCUCCUUUCCAGGGGGAGCAGCCAGUAUUUAAUCACAGUCUCAGCCCAUCUGAGUUGGUGGGGGGAGUGUCUCAGCCCCCCUGUGGGGCAGGGGGAGAGGGUCAUGUGAAAAGAAACUCCAGGACUUGUGAGCAAAGGGUUCAUGAUUCAAAUACUUAUGAUCAAAAAUGCUAUGGAAUAAAGAAUGUUAAUCAAAACCGGAA
Chinchilla lanigera (long-tailed chinchilla) is the source of this 3721-nucleotide messenger RNA. RefSeq names its product solute carrier family 13 (sodium-dependent dicarboxylate transporter), member 3 (gene Slc13a3). Bases 225 to 2171 code for a protein of 648 amino acids. The transcript has 14 exons. The record is from RefSeq and is a predicted model, not a curated record. NCBI's taxonomy places the organism in Eukaryota, Metazoa, Chordata, Mammalia, Rodentia, Chinchillidae. Gene Ontology annotation, molecular function: succinate transmembrane transporter activity; sodium:dicarboxylate symporter activity; citrate transmembrane transporter activity. Gene Ontology annotation, cellular component: membrane. Gene Ontology annotation, biological process: monoatomic anion transmembrane transport; citrate transport.